Episyrphus balteatus (marmalade hoverfly) is the source of this 1864-nucleotide messenger RNA. Its product is annotated as ribonuclease P protein subunit p40-like. Gene Ontology annotation, cellular component: ribonuclease MRP complex; multimeric ribonuclease P complex; SCF ubiquitin ligase complex. The record is from RefSeq and is a predicted model, not a curated record. Gene Ontology annotation, biological process: SCF-dependent proteasomal ubiquitin-dependent protein catabolic process; endonucleolytic cleavage in ITS1 to separate SSU-rRNA from 5.8S rRNA and LSU-rRNA from tricistronic rRNA transcript (SSU-rRNA, 5.8S rRNA, LSU-rRNA); tRNA 3'-end processing. The transcript has 2 exons. Gene Ontology annotation, molecular function: ribonuclease MRP activity; ribonuclease P activity. Bases 179 to 1786 code for a protein of 535 amino acids. NCBI's taxonomy places the organism in Eukaryota, Metazoa, Arthropoda, Insecta, Diptera, Syrphidae.
CAAAGUGGUAUUUUCAGUGAAUCUGAGAAUAAAGUUUACGUGACUCCAGAUGGUAAAUUGAAUAUCGUUAUUUGCAAAGAUCUUUACCAAAGUCUUGGUUUAGAGGGGCGACCCAUCGGACAUACAAAGGAACGAUUUGAUUCUUAUCGACACAAUUUCAACCAACAAAAUCACAUAAAUGCCUAAAUACAAAAAGCCACCAACACUAGAGGAUUUGGCAUUGAAAGCCUCUGUGGUAUGGCUAAGUAAUUUUGGAAGGAAAUUUAUGAAGAAUAUCCGAAUACUUUCCAAAAAUGAUGCUCAGAAAGCUACUGAAAUCUUAAAAGAAUGUCUCAAAACCGCACACGAUAUAUUUGAGUACAAUGUUCCACACUACCUUUUUGAUCGUGUUGGCCAAGAAGUUUUCAAAACAACACCAAAGCUGAUAGACGAUGUCAAGAGCUGUUUGCGAGCAUCUUCAUCUAUAAGCGAAUACCUUAGCCAAGUGAAUGUCGCUGUUGGACUGGCUGAAGUUAUAAUAUCACCAUAUCUUCGUCAAUUGGAUUUUAUGGAAGUUCCGAAAAUGAUGCGACACAUGUUUUACACAAAGCUAUCAUGUAUGCCAGGCAUACAGUAUUUGAAUUUAAGUUCAAUGUCCGGUGGAUGGAAGACAUCUCAAAUGGAACCAAUUGUUUUAAAUGGACUAGCAAGCAUGAAGAAUUUAAGAACUUUAGUGCUAAAUUAUGACUGUACGGAUACAAUAUUAGAGCUUUUGGCAAAAGCUUGUCCAUAUUUGCACACAUUAGAUGUAUGUUCUUCCAAAUCAAUCACAAACAACAGUGUCAAGUAUCUCAGUAACUUGUCAAAUCUGCGCGUGUUACAAUUAUAUAGUACUUCAGUGACCAUAGAUGGAUACGCGACGUUGUUUAUUAAAAUGCCAUUUUUGCAGGAUAUCGGAAGAUUCGAUGACAUUGGACGUUGCCUGGAAUAUGUUUAUAUGAAAUACCAAAGCUAUGAAGCCAAAGAUAUUCCACAAUUACAACUGAGAGUUUUUUCAAGUCGUUUCGUUGUAACUAAGCACUUGCAAAUACUUGCUGAAUUUUGUCCUGAAAUUACAACAGUUCUUCUGUUUCAUAAUCCUCUAUUAAACGAUCUCAUGGCACUAAUUGCAAUCAACAAACUUUCUGUGCUAAAACUUCUCUCGUGUGAUUUUUUUGGUGAUCAAGUGCGAGAUGUUCUUCAAGUCAAAGGAUGCAAUCUAACUCAUUUACACUUGGAACACGUCGAUCAGCUUGACAUGAAUGCAUUGAUCUACAUAAGUCAAUAUUGUCCGGAUCUAAAGAUUCUUACAUUCUACUAUUGCGACUUUAUUGAAAGUACAUCUUUGUACAUACGAAAACUAGAAAUACCACCUUUUAUGAAUUUGGAAAAGCUUACGAUUACUUCAGCUUGCUUCGAACAACACAUGGAAUUUCUCAUGUCGAAUUGUUUUAAAAUCAAAACCGUACAUAUUGGCACAAUGGCACCAACAACCGACGCACUAAUCGAUGCAAUACUUAGUAAGAAUCCAAUGGAGCAUUUGGAUUCACUUAAUAUUGCUUUCUCCAAUGGAUUAUCAAUUAGGACCGCUUAUAAAUUGGUAGAAGUUUGUCCCAAUCUAAGAAUGCUCGGUGAACUUGGUAGCUGGGCACUGAUCAACGAAUUUGAAUUAGAAUGUUUUAAAAUGUUUAUCGCAACUAGAAACUUUGAUUUGGAUAUUCAGACUUUUGCUAGAUAUAGCGGUGAGCCACAGGACUCUGAAGCGUGAAUUAAUUUAUGUGUUAAAAAGUUGUGUUGGUUUUUAUGUGUUAAAUAAAUAAAGCAAAAUACAAAGAAUUUUAACAGA